Messenger RNA from Linum trigynum, 856 nucleotides. NCBI's taxonomy places the organism in Eukaryota, Viridiplantae, Streptophyta, Magnoliopsida, Malpighiales, Linaceae. The record is from the annotation of a GenBank genome assembly.
CCCAACCUCGCCGAUCUCGUUCCUUUUUGCAUUUGACUGUCCAAGUUCUACAGCAGUUCAGAGUUCAGAAGAAUCGCCCAGAAAUGGCGGCGAUUUACAGUCUCUACAUCAUCAACAAAUCCGGCGGGUUGAUCUUCUACAAGGACUACGGGUCGGCUGGAAGAAUGGAUACGAACGAUACCUUGAGAGUGGCCAGCUUGUGGCAUUCGAUGCACGCCAUCUCUCAGCAGUUAUCCCCUGUUCUUGGCUGCGCAGGGAUCGAGCUCCUUGAAGCCGACAAUUUUGAUCUCCACUGCUUCCAAUCCCUUACGGGUACCAAGUUCUUUGUGGUCUGUGAGCCUGGAACGCUGCACAUGGAGAAUCUGUUGAAAUACAUCUAUGAGUUGUAUACAGAUUAUGUGCUGAAGAACCCUUUCUAUGAAAUGGAGAUGCCGAUUAGAUGUGAGCUCUUUGACAUCAAUCUCUCGCAGGCUAUACAGAAGGAUCGCGUUGCUCUGCUGGGAAGAUAGACACAGUGUGCUGAUCUCAUUCAGCAACUUCUAGCUCUGUAUGUUUCUUCAAGUGACUGCUUAACAUGCUGUAUCUUGAUCUUUAUGCAUUUGCGAUUUGUGCUCUUGAUUUUGCAUUGUGAUCCCAGCAACUCUCGAUUUCUUUCCUCGUCUCCUGAAGUGACAAAUAGAGAAGACAAGAACUAUUUUUUUGGUUACCUAUCUUCUUUCUAAAGCCCUCUUGGUUCAUGAAGCUCCUGAAUUCCGAUUACUGGGAAUGGCUGAUGUAUCUUAAUUCUUACAGUUAUCAUUCUUAUGAAUCAAUCUCACGUCCCAGAAAUAUUCUGCAAUAUAACUCAAAAGUAACA